UUCUCAAAUCGAUUAACUAAUGUAGAAAACCAUUUACAAGGUGUAAAAACUAAUCUAAAAGGUGUAAAAACUGAUUUGCAAGGUGUAAAAACUGAUUUAGAAGAUGUAAAAACUAAUUUACAAGGUCUUAAAGGUAAUGCAACAAAUUUAACAACUUAUGUUGACGGUUUAACAAGUGUUGCAGUUAAUAUUCAAUUAUUGGCUCCAUUAUUCUAUCAAUAUGUAGUAGGUGCUCAUGCAAGUAAUUGGCAUGCAUUAAAACGUGAUUAUUUUCGUUUAAAGAAAAAGUCAAUAAAAAAUGCACAAACAACAUUUGAAAUAAUCAUAACACAUAGAAAUAUAAUUGGUCAUUGUAUUGAAUUACUUACAAUGAUUCAACCUGAUAAAUCGAUUGCAUUUAAUGCUUCUAUUACACAUAUUAUUGUCAAUCAAACAGAUGUAAUUGUUGAUUAUGCAUAUAAACAUGAUUUUAUUCCAAUAGAUUUUUUAACAAUGUGGGAAAUAUAUCUUCCUAUUGGAGAAUAUCGAAUUGAUGAACAUAAACAUGUUCAUAUUGAUGUCAAUGGUGUAAAAGGUACACAAAGAAAAGGUUGUUGUAUUCGUCUUUUAAUUUCAUGUCUUCGUUAA
Molecule: messenger RNA, 627 nt
Organism: Rotaria sp. Silwood1
Lineage: Eukaryota; Metazoa; Rotifera; Eurotatoria; Philodinida; Philodinidae
Source: the annotation of a GenBank genome assembly